UCACUUAUUUUUUUUAAGUCUAAAUUUAAUGCAUUUUUUUCAAUCAUAUAUUAAUGUAGUAUUAUUUCUUAAUUUUUUGACUUUGCAAUGAAUUGCAUACCUAGAGCUUGUAGAGGUAACAAGGCCGUUGAUGUUGCUUCCCAAAGGCCUAUAAGGAAAAAUCAAUCACAGGCAAUUGGAUCUUCGAGUACAUUGUCAAGGAGACCCAGGGAGACACAUGUGGUAAUGGUAGUGACAUUAACUCUAGUGCAUCCUCACCUCCUCAACCCAAAAGGGGGUGAGGUAUUGCAAAAGCCCAAAAAUUGCUAGGGGAUCCUUCCCAAAGGCUCAGCAACAGGAACUGGGAUAAGAAGACAUUGCCAAAAAAAAGUUUGCAAGAAUAUUUCAAUCAUCCUUAAGACGAAUAUACGUUAUGCAUACAUAGGGUGGGGCUCAAUUUCUCAUGAGCACAAGUGUAUUGGCAUCUUUUUUGGGUUUGUAAUUUUAUUGAAUAAUUUAUAAUCACAUGUUUUUAUUUAUAUAUGUGCAUUUUCUUAUAUGAAUAAAUUAAUGUAUAAAUAUAUGAUACAUAUAUAUUUUUUUCAUGAUAGAUACAAGUGGGACCCUACUAAGGAGAGUGUUGUACAUACAACAUUUCUGCACGUUUGUGAAAAUCGAUAUAACAGGAUGAUGACUAAUAUCCAAGUUUCAUGUAGAAAGAAAAACUUCAUAGAAAAAAAGCUAUACAUGUUUGAUGAGGUUUGGGAGAAGCUAAAGUACAUAUGGACAAAGGAUUCUUAGUUCCAACACACACAAAGAGCAAGCAAAGCUAAAUUGAGCCAAGGGCCUUAGGGUAACCCACAUUGGUGGAUCUAU
Messenger RNA from Rubroshorea leprosula, 855 nucleotides. Lineage: Eukaryota; Viridiplantae; Streptophyta; Magnoliopsida; Malvales; Dipterocarpaceae. The record is from the annotation of a GenBank genome assembly.